Pelagomonas calceolata is the source of this 1877-nucleotide messenger RNA. The record is from the annotation of a GenBank genome assembly. NCBI's taxonomy places the organism in Eukaryota, Pelagophyceae, Pelagomonadales, Pelagomonadaceae.
GAAUUGCCUUAGCGCUCGACCGUGUUGCGCGUCGCGAAGGAGGGCGCGUAGCGCGGGAGCGAGCCGAAGGGCUGCCUCGUACCGUCUUACCAAACCAUACAAAAGCCGCGGGCAGCGGAAAACCGGCAGCUCAACGCCAUCGACCAGCACCAUGGGCAAAGGCAGGGGCAAGCGUAGUGUAUUAGCCCAGAAGGCCCAGACCAUCGAGGAAAUCUGGGAAAGUGUAUCACGCACUAAAUCUGCUGAUCUGAACCCCCCACCGUCGAAAAUCGUCCUCACGCCGCGGUCCGCCGAGGCGUGCCUGCGACACGGCCUCAACCCUGAAAUAUUAAGGAUACGACCCCUGGACUCCUUUGAUGUGAAGGGCGUCGACCCCACGGUCCAGAGGCUGAGGCAUGAGACGUACACGCAACGGAGGUUCGAGAUGAUGCGGCUCGUGCGAGCCGAGCGGAAACGCCUCGUGGCCCAGGAAGCGCGAGACGCGGACCUAGCCGCGUCGGGAGCGGGCGGCGGCGCCACCAUCACGCCGCAGCAACUCAUCGCGGCCCAGGCCAAACAAAACGCGACGUUCAUCGAAGAGGAGGAAAAACGGAUGCGGAAGAUGCAGGCGCGCCAAGACAAGGAGCUCGAGCAGAUGAUGGCCUUUGAAAUAAAGAUGGGCGAGCUCCAGCGCGAACGGGAUGCGGCCGCCGAAUUGCAAGCGCGGAAAGAUGAGGCGAAACGGCGCGCGAAGGAGCGCGCCGCGCGCAAACGCGCCGAGGACAAACGACUAAGGGAAGCCAAACGCUUGGCCACGGAAGAAGCGGAAGAGGCGCAGCGCAUCGCGGUGACGCGAGCCAUGUUCGAGAAGGAGAGAGAACUCCGAGCGCAGCGCACGCGCCAGGAAAAAGUGCUCCGGCGGAAAGCAAGGGCCAAAGAAGAGGAGCGUUUGAGAAAGCAGGAGGAACAUCGGUUGCAGACCCAACGAAUCAUGCAAGAACAGCAGAACGCCAUCAAGCGGCGCAUGAAGGAGAUGGAGCUUGCGGAGCAAGAAAGGAGCGCUCUAGUGGAAAAAAAGCAGGCCGAGGACCGCCACCGCAAGCAGAUGCGGCGCGCCCAGAUGGAGGCGAGAAUACAAAGAAACAUGGCGCAGGCCGCGAAGAUGGAGGAGAAGCGCAAGGAGCACUUCUGGCAGAAGAAGGCGCACCAUGAAGCCUUGAGGCAAGAACAACUCGAACUCAUGGAGCGGGAACGACUACUCAAGGUCCACCAGAACACGCUCCAGGAGCAGCGGUUAGCUAUGAUCUUGAAUGCCACGCGUAGACAGGAAGAGGAAAGAAAAGAGGACCUCCUCGCGAAGUUCGAGCUCGAAGAGGAAAACGUCCAGCGCGUGCGAGCGGCGCGGUCCGGGUCCAAUGUGGUGGCCCAUGAAAAACAAAGACUGCGACUCCAGAUGAAGCUCGAGAAUGUGGAGAGGAUCAAGCGCAUCGCGGAGUACCGGAGGCUGGAAACUUUGCGGAAGAUCCACGAAGGGGAUCGACGGAUCCAGGAGAUGAUCGAGCGAAGAGAACGCACGGUCCAGACGCGAAAGGCGAAUGCGAUCAUGGUGAAACGGAAGAAGGACAAGCUCAUGGAGGUCAUGGAGCGCGCGCGCUCCGACGCGAACAACGCCGAGCGGAUCCUGGCGACGAUCGGCAUCGGGCCCAAGGCGAAGAAGAAGAAUAAGCCGAAGCAGUUGCCGCCGAUGGAGCACGACACGGCGCGGGCACUGGGGCCGCCGCCCGAGGGCGAGCUGUCGCACGUGCGCAAAAACGAGGUCACGGAGCAACUGCCCUACGUCUCUCCGUAUGAGACCGAAGGCGGAUCGCAGACCGUGACGUUCUAAGAGGUUGGGUUUA